Molecule: messenger RNA, 3192 nt
Organism: Limulus polyphemus (Atlantic horseshoe crab)
Lineage: Eukaryota; Metazoa; Arthropoda; Merostomata; Xiphosura; Limulidae
Product: T-box transcription factor TBX2-A-like
Exons: 7
Coding region: 451-2067 (538 amino acids)
Biological process (GO): positive regulation of DNA-templated transcription; cell fate specification; regulation of transcription by RNA polymerase II
Cellular component (GO): nucleus
Molecular function (GO): DNA-binding transcription factor activity, RNA polymerase II-specific; RNA polymerase II cis-regulatory region sequence-specific DNA binding
Source: RefSeq, a predicted model, not a curated record
CAGCCUCAUUUGUUCUGUUUUCCACUUCGUCCCAACUGAAAUGUCCUGGACCGUGAUAACGCCAAAGCCUGUUGGCAUGCACCACUUUUGCUUUACCUCGCCAAACAAAAAAGCAUGGAAAGUUAAAGCCUUCUCUGCCAUAAUGGAAAUGCUAAAUUUCUCUCAUUUGAUUUAUCUGAUGGGAAAAGAACGUCCAGAAAAUGUUUUGGACAAGCAAAUUGAGUAUACCCUAGACUUGAGGAGAAUAAUGAACAUGUAACUUCUUGAACAUUUUUUGAGAACUGGGAAAAAAUAUUGUAAUAAUACAAAAACACCAAAUAGUUUGUUGUUGAUGAGUUAGUGAGACAGGUAUUCAGUGAGUUAGUAUAAGUUAGUGAGACUGUUACAGUGUGUUCAACUGAUUACUGAGUUAACAACUGUUUUAGACAGGCUUCAACUUGUGCUGUAGGUAUGAGAGGAAAUUCAAUAAGAACAUUACAGUGUAGUUAUUUUUGUUUUUACACACAUAAGCCUGUGUCUACCCCAUCUACUUCAAAGGAUAUUGCCACUUCUAUAUUCCAUGCUGACAGUUGUAUCCAAGUGUCUCAUACUACAAGUAGUAAAAGUAACCAGAUAUUAACUGUUCAAACUGACUUUUCAUCCUCACUCUCUCACAACUCUAUAUUUUCUCAUAGUAAUAUUCCGAGACCUUAUCCUAGUAUUGAAACUCAACUGCCCAGACACACUACCAUCACAUCUGUACCUACAUCAUCCUUAUCUUACCCAUUUACUUCUUCAGAUGAUCGUGUUCAACAUUUUUAUUCUAACAGUAAGUUCCAAAAUUCUAUUAAUGGGGUCUUAUCUUCAUGGCCUAUCCAAUCUUUGAUUUCUUGUGACCACAAUGAUAGUGUACCACAAACCUUUGUGUCAGAGAACAAAAUCCAAGUUUUACUAGAAAAUAAAGAAAUGUGGGAAAAAUUUGAUUGGGCUGGAAAUGAAAUGAUACUUAGCAGAACAGGACGCCGGAUGUUUCCUUCAGUAAAGGUCAGAGUGUCUGGGCUAGAACCAACAAAGUACUACUUUGUGUUACUGGACAUUGUUCCAAAGGAUAAUCAUCGUUAUACAUAUUCUGGUCGACAAUGGCUAGCUCGAGGACCAGCUGAUCUGCCAGUAACUCCUCAGUUGUAUAUCCAUCCAGACUGCCCUGCCUCUGGCUCUCAGCUAAUGAAACAAUCAGUCAGCUUCCACAAGGUGAAGCUAACUAAUAACUUUUUACAACAUGAAGGGCAUAUUUACUUGAAUUCCAUGCACAAAUACAUUCCUCGAGUUCAUAUUGUUGCUGGAAGUGACAUUCUUAAGAUACCCCAUACUUAUUUUAACACAUUUUCCUUUCCUGAGACAACUUUUGUUGCUGUAACAGCUUAUCAAAAUGAACAGGUGGUGAAACUGAAAGUUGACAAUAAUCCAUUUGCUAAAAAUUUUCGUUUUAAAAGGUGUGCAAAAACACAAUUGGAUUCAAAAUUUGAAGAAGAGAGAAGUGGAGUGCCAUUGGAAAAAAAAACAAAGUUGGAAAAUUUCGAAGUUCUUUCCAACAGUGGAUUUGAGCCUGAAGACUACCAAUCAGGAAUGAUGAAAACACCAUGUCCUGUCAUCCCUAUGAAUUUCAAACUAAGUGUACAGGGCUCACUCUCAUCUCCUGACAGUAGAUUAAACAAAAUAAAAAGUGGAAGUUUUGUGUCAGGGCUACAGAAUUCAUUGACAUCCCUCAACAUCAGUACAGAAACUGGAUUAAGGUUACACAGUCCACCUUCAUCUAUUGAGAUUAGAGCAGAGACUACAAGACUACGUGAUUGUAGGAACAAUUCUACAGACAUCUUGUUACCUUCUAUGGUUGAAAUGACUUCUCCUUUGAUAGCUGCAAACCAUUAUAGGCAAUUACUUAUGUCACUACCCAUUGAGAAAAAUGACUACUUUUCAUUAUCAUUUAAUCCACAUAUUAGUCAGUUCUUCACUCCUUUUAAUUCAGCUGUGAUGACUUCACACCUUGGACUGAAACCUUUGUCUGUACCAGCUUUCAGUGGUCCCUAGCCUGUAUAAUGUGAAAGGUCUUUCCAGCCACUAUAGUCUUUUUCCCAGCCAGAAACACAACAUUUGUUCUAUAAUAUUUAACCUAGAAGCCUAAGCUAUUGACCAGAAAAAAAAAAAAGUUAUAUACACCACUAUGAUAAAUACAAAUUUACCCAAUAGCUUACAACCAUAUAGUGAUAGCAAAGGAAAAAAAAAUCGUGUAAUUGUGCUUGUAUAUGUAUAAAAUGUUAGAUACAAGCUUCUUUACAUCACAGAGCUUAUCUGCAUGAGAGCCAUUUAGUUCUCAAAUAUAAGAAUCAUUAAAUUACAACUUUUGAGAUUAGUGUGUUUAUUUCUCUGAUAUUUCAAAUUAGGCUCAGCUGUAAUCUACAGUAAAAAAAAUUUACUCUUUACUGAUAGUAAAAAUGUAGGGUUCGAAAUGUACGAUGUUGUUGAAUAACCACUUUAUAGAGAACAAUUUUCUAAGUGGUUUGUGGUACGUCAAAGUUUGAGUUUAGCAAGCUAAUAAACAUAACUAGUAAAAUGGUCUAUUUCUUAUGUUUAUCAGUAACCGACAGUUAUAAGUAGAAAUUAUUAAUUGAUCAGCUUUCAUUAACAGGAAUAUAAUACUUUCCUAAUUAUUAUGAUUUUUUUCAAAAAAAUUUAUAACCAUAGUAUACGUGAUGUAAACUAAUUAUCAUAAAUGUGAGUCUUCAGGCUAUAUAUGUUUAAAAAUGAAUAAUUCUUUGAUUACCUGUAUUACAUUGGUACAGCUUCUUGCUACUUGUCUUAUCAUCUUAAUCAUAAAAAAAGAACUUUGUUAUAAAUUGAUAAACAUCCACAUCCUUUAUUGGCCAUUCAUGAGUAAGACAUAAAUGUGCCUCUCUCUAAAAUCUGACUGGCCAAAGUAGCCGCACAGCCAUAACUAGCAGGUUCAAUGUAUCUUUUACUCUGUUUUUGUACAGUAAUUAAUUCUGUACAUAUUAUAAACAAAAAUCAAAUUGCUUAGGAUAUUCUGUUUGAUGGGAUAUUGGGUGUGAUUUAUUUUUGUUGUAGGAAAAUAUUAUAUUCAGGUGUAAAUAAUGUUGUGGAUUAUUUUUGCAUAUAGUGAAAAUGGAUUUCUGCUAGCAAUAAAUCAGUUUUUGA